GCUCAUAAUCGCGAUCAAUUUGGAUAUAGCUGUAGGUAUCAGCAGCCAUGUCUGAAAAUGCCAGUACAUCCAGCACAACGCCGAGCACGGCAAGUGCAUCGACGACGAAGCCUCCAUCUCCACCCAAACCGCAGAAUCCAGUUUUUAAGAUGAUGGGAAUUCCAAAUUUCCGUUUUAGACUACCCUCGCGAAAUUGGAUGAUUUUUUUGUCUAUCACCGGAGGUUUCGCAACCGCCAUAACCUACGACCGCCGACAGAAAAAGCGCAUACAACAGAAAUGGGCCGACCUUGUCGCUCACAUUUCCAAAGAGACACUGCCUAUAGAACAGAAUAGACGGAAACUUACAGUUUUCCUUUCUGCACCUCCCGGAGAUGGUCUUCGUUCUGCUCGCGAAUAUUUCAUUGAAUAUGUGAAGCCCAUUCUUGUUUCUGCGGCUUUAGAUUACGAGGUCAUUGAGGGAAGGAAAGAGGGCGAAGUUCGAGCGGGUUUGGCUGAGAAGAUUCGCGACUACAGACGACAGGCUGGAGAAAAGAGUUCGGUGGUUAAGGAGCCGAGCAAAGAAUUGAUAAUCGCUGAAACUCGACGACGAAUGGGAAUUACAGAGGAACCUGGACCUUUAGGCGAUGUUGUGAUUGGACGCCAUACAUGGAAGGAAUACAUUCGAGGUCUUCAUGAGGGCUGGCUGGGUCCUCUCGACCCUCCUCCGCCUCCUCCGGAGUUACCUACUGAAGCCCCGGACGCAGAUACCGCAUCUAAUGUAUCUGCUAACACACUCUCCACUGCAAAUUCCGAAAAUACCGACAGUGCUUCAGCCUCAACACCUGAACAGAAACCUUCUACUGAACCUGAAAAAGAGAAACCAAAGGGUCCCACGUCCGCAUACAUUUCAACUGCAGACUACUCAUCUCGAAACCUUCCCGUUACUAUCCCCGCAUCUUUCGAAGCUUCUUUACCUGUUCCUUUCCCUCAUCUUCUAGGAAUCUUGAACACUCCUAUCAGAAUAUAUCGCUAUUUGACGAAACGUUAUCUUGCGGACGCUGUUGGCCAUGAGAUCGCUGCAGCUGUCUUGGCCUCCACAACCAGGCCAUAUCACGAAGGCACUUACACAGAAAACUCUGGAUCGAAUCUGUCAAAUGAGUCUUUUACCUCUGAGCCUCAAGUAAACCAGUCACAACAGACCUAUGAGCAGCAAACCAUUCUCGAGCACGAAGAGAAGGAAUGGCACAAAUCCGUGCGAAAAGCAGCCGAAGCUCGAAAAUCACAAAUCGAAGAAGAGAACUCAGCUAGUGCCAGCAACGAUACUCAAACUGCAGCAAAAUCCAACCUUCUAAAAGAAGAGCGCGAAUGGAUUGACGAUGUGGUCAUUGAUCCACGCAUCGCUUCUCGUAUGAGUCGAUACAUACUCGCUCCUGAGGAAGAGGCACGUGCCAAACGCAUUGAUGAAGGCUCAGAGUGGGUUUUGGGAGAGGGCGAAAGACCCAAGAAAUUGCCGUUAUGGCAACGACUUUGGAUCGAUUAUGGGUACGGCGAAGAUCCGGAGGUGGCUAAGAGGAAGCCCAUUUAUGGGAACUUGGAUAACGAGAAUGGAGAGUAGACGGAUAUCCUAAUCGUCCAUCUCCUUUAGCGCCCUAGCCCCUUCUGCGAUUUAUGUAACAAUAUUUGGUUGUCCUAUAAUUGCAUCUUGCAUUUUGUAAAUUAGCAUAACUACUUUUUUAUACAACGCCAUUCUAAUCC
Talaromyces stipitatus ATCC 10500 is the source of this 1735-nucleotide messenger RNA. RefSeq names its product TIM complex component Tim54. Lineage: Eukaryota; Fungi; Ascomycota; Eurotiomycetes; Eurotiales; Trichocomaceae. The coding region runs from base 48 to 1595 and encodes 515 amino acids. The record is from RefSeq and is a predicted model, not a curated record. Gene Ontology annotation, cellular component: membrane; intracellular membrane-bounded organelle; cytoplasm. Gene Ontology annotation, biological process: sphingosine biosynthetic process. The transcript has 2 exons.